AUGUCAAGCUGCACCUCUGUGAAAGUGGAUAAGGACUUUGGUGCCGGUGGGGAUGCACCAAAGCCAUUGACUGACGAUUAUACUGUAGACGUCGACGCAGGAAAUACAGUGACCGACUUCCUCGACCUGGAACGCGAAAGAGGCAUCACAAUUCAGUCAGCAGCCAUCACUUUCAACUGGCCCCUCCAUGAUGAAUGCUCACCAGGCACAACUCCCAAAACGAUCAAUCUCAUUGACACGCCUGGCCAUCAGGACUUCAGAUUUGAGGUUGAUAGGUGCCUUCCAGUUCUAGAUGGAGCUGUGUGCAUCAUCGACUCGGUCAAGGGCGUAGAAGCUCAUACGGAGAGAGUGUGGGCUUCAGCGCACGACCACAAGAUCCCUCGCAUCAUCUUCGUCAACAAGCUCGAUCGAGACGGCGCAUCAUUUCGCAAAUCUGUGCUGGAGAUCGGGUCACGUCUGAAUGGAUGGCCGCUUGUAUGCCAAAUCCCGUGGUGGGAGGGCGACCAGUUCGUCGGUGUCAUCAAUGUCAUUGACCGAGUCGGAUAUCGGUGGAAGGCGGAGAAGCAAAAGACCAAGUACGAGUUCACAGAACUACAAGAGGUGCUCUCGGGUAACUAUCUCCUUGGCGAGAUAGAGACAGCUCGCGAGCGGCUCAUUGAAGGCCUCGCCGAAUGGGAUGAGUCCAUAAUGGACUUGUUCGCAGACGAUCCAAGCAAGAUCACGGGGAAGAUGUUGAAAGAUAGCGUCCGAAGCGCCAUCCGCAGUGGCGAUGGAAAUGUUAUUCCCGUCCUGGCGGGUGCUAGCUUCCGUCACAUUGGUGUCGAGCCCCUGAUGGAUGCUAUUGUUGAUUACCUUCCGAGUCCAGAUGAACGACCUGACAUCGAAAUCCGCGCGGGGCCGGCAAAGCACAAUCUCAAUGCGCUACUAGAGCAGAACACGAGCAAGAAGCCGGGCCAACAACGCGUGGCAGCAGUCGCAUCCGUCUUCAAGGUCUACAACCACCCUAAAGAGGGGACCCUGAGCUUCGUGCGAGUCUACUUUGGCGAAUUUCACAAGAAUUCGUCCACCUGGAACACCCACAAUCAGCUCGCAGAGCGUCCGUUCGGCUUGUUGCAAAUAUCUGCGGAAAAGACGGAAGACGUACAACAUCUCGCCACGGGCCAGAUCGGCGCAAUCAAGGGUCUGAAGAAGGCUCGUACGGGCGACACGCUGCUCGCGACUGUCGCUCAGAAACAGAUUCCGGAUGCACUGAAGCAUAUCCAGAUCAGGCCGCCAGAAAUUCCACCACCAGUGGCUUUCCUUGCGAUUGAUCCACACGGACCCACGGCUUCAAAGGAGCUGGAGAUUGCGCUUGAUAAUGCGUCACGAGAAGAUCCCAGCCUGAGAUGGAGCCGCGACGAGAAGACGGAACAGUUCAUCUUGCAGGGCAUGGGAAAACUCCACCUGGAUAUCGCCGUCUACAACCUCAAACAGAACCCCAAGGUUCAAGCCGACUUCGGCCCAAUCGAGGUCGACUAUAAGGAGUGCCUCACAUCUUCAAUAGGACCCCAUCACGUUACAUUUGACAGGGUCGUUGCAAGCAAGUCAGGCAAAGUAUCAUGUAGCGCGACUCUGGAACCUUUGGAAGAGCACCACCGCCAAGCCGCACUCGCGCCAACUAUCGAACGCGACGGGAACAUGAUUCACGUAAUCAUCAAUCUCCCCGAGGAGGGUAAUAUCACGUUCGACCCCGAAGAAGCUCGACAACAGCUCAUCAACGGCGCCGUCGCAGCCGUGGCCCGCGGCCCGCGCCGCGGUUCCCCCGUUCAGGGCUGCCACAUCACCAUCACCGUCGACGCCGCGGCCGCCGAGAGCCCAUCGGGCGGCCACUUCGCCGGCGCGGCAUCACGCGCCGUGCGCGAAGCACUCCGCGAGGCGCACAUCACGCGCGGGAUCGUCGGGGUCCUCGAGCCCGUCAUGCUUCUACACAUCAGCUGUCCCGAGGCGGCGGCGGGUUUGGUGCAACACGACAUCAGCUCGGGGGCCGGCGGGCAUGUGCUGGAAGUCAAGGACAAGUCCGCCGAGUCAAGUUCACGGAUUGACGUGAGCAGUAUCUACGCGCCGCCAGACCCGUAUGAGAUUGUGGCGUCGCUGAGGGGUAAGAAGUCGUUGGCGAGGACGGUGGAGAUUGUGGCCAAGGUGCCGUUCAAGGAGGUUUUGAACUUUGAUGAGCAGCUGAGAGGCAAGACUGGUGGAAGACACUCGAUGACCAUGGCGUUUGACAGCUUUGAUCGUGUUGUUGGCUCACGGGAAAAGGCCCUGUAA
Messenger RNA from Colletotrichum orchidophilum, 2304 nucleotides. Its product is annotated as translation elongation factor G. The transcript has a single exon. Gene Ontology annotation, molecular function: GTP binding; GTPase activity. Gene Ontology annotation, biological process: mitochondrial translation; ribosome disassembly. The record is from RefSeq and is a predicted model, not a curated record. Gene Ontology annotation, cellular component: mitochondrion. The coding region runs from base 1 to 2304 and encodes 767 amino acids. NCBI's taxonomy places the organism in Eukaryota, Fungi, Ascomycota, Sordariomycetes, Glomerellales, Glomerellaceae.